CCUCGUCACACGUGCUGUCUCUCUCCCCCCGACGACCUAUGUGAGAAAAUUUAGAAAUUGAGGCAUUUAGCUGUCAUUGAGCUGUAGGCAACAAAGAACACAAUAUCAUGGGAAAAGUGAGACGCGUUCGACAGAAGUACCACUCCAGCCUUUCCAAGAAUACCCAAAAUGCAACAGGAAAUGACGACACGGGCACAGAUGUUCCAAAGCUGGUUCCCAUCGCGAAGAAAAAAACAGAUCAGACUGGAAAAUCGAGUGGGAACAUAUUUGCCGGCUUAGAGAUCAACUUAGGGGGAGCCAAAAAGACCGCAACUAACAAAGAUGAGGUGAUGGACACCACGGCCUCAGAUUCUGCAGACCAAAGGAACAAAGGCAAGAGGAUCAAGAAGGGGAGGAUAAAACAGCGUCAUCAGGACCUAUUCUCUUCCUCUCUACUUCAGCUGUAG
Penaeus indicus is the source of this 446-nucleotide messenger RNA. RefSeq lists its product as uncharacterized. The record is from RefSeq and is a predicted model, not a curated record. The transcript has 3 exons. Lineage: Eukaryota; Metazoa; Arthropoda; Malacostraca; Decapoda; Penaeidae. Bases 108 to 446 code for a protein of 112 amino acids.